Molecule: messenger RNA, 1017 nt
Organism: Metopolophium dirhodum (rose-grain aphid)
Lineage: Eukaryota; Metazoa; Arthropoda; Insecta; Hemiptera; Aphididae
Gene: MED4
Product: mediator of RNA polymerase II transcription subunit 4
Exons: 5
Coding region: 229-984 (251 amino acids)
Biological process (GO): regulation of transcription by RNA polymerase II
Cellular component (GO): mediator complex; core mediator complex
Molecular function (GO): transcription coregulator activity
Source: RefSeq, a predicted model, not a curated record
AAUCGGUAUUUCGUGAUAUAAAAUAUAAAUAUUAUUAUUAUUAUUUUUAUAAAUACUGAUAAUAAUAUAAUGUAUACUUAAAAUAUAAAUUAUAAAUUCAUAAAUAAUAAUAUAAAUUGAAAACUAUAGUACCAGUUUUGAGUUUUGACAGUGAAAAUCGAUAACUGGAAAGGCACUACUUUGAUUUGUACACAGUUAUGUUAAAUUGAGCACCUUUAUUAUAAUAAGAUGUCGGCCAACACAAGUACUCGGGAUAAAUUACUUGGUUUGCUCGAUGACUUCGAACUUUUAAGCAGAGAGCUGAUUGAAAAUUUGAGUGCUGGGCGACAACAAAAGAUUAAUGUUCAACAUCAGUUACUCCUUACAGAGCAGCUCGUAGCCACCGAUAAUGAAAUAAAGGCUACUUUAAAAGUUGCAGAACACCAAGCAGAAGUAGAAAAAAAAGUAAAUGCUAUUAAGGAAGAAAUAGAAACACAAGACCAACAUAUUACACAAAUGCAAAAACAUUUCAAAGAAGCAGAAAACAUAUUGGCAACAGCAUUAUUUCAAGCAAAACAAAAAUUACAAUCCAUCAACAAAGCAAGUAAACAUCCUGUAUCCUCAGAAGAUCUCAUAAAAUAUGCUCACCGAAUAAGUGCAUCUAAUGCAGUGUGUGCACCUCUUACAUGGCAACCUGGUGAUGCACGUAGACCUUAUCCUACCGAUAUUGAAAUGCGAAUGGGAUGUUUGGGAAGAUUAAGUGAUCUACCACUUAAUGGACAUAUAAUGCAGCCUCAAGGUCUAGCUGAUAUGGUGCGAUCAAAUAAUCAAAUAGAUCGUCAAGCCUCUCAGCAAAAUCAAUUUGCUUGGCAUUCAACCGGUGAUAUGCACUUAGGAGUUGGUAGCGGAGUCAUAGAUACUAGAAAUCAUUCUAAAGAUGUUGCGGAAGAUGUUGAAGUUAUGUCAACAGAUAGUAGCAGUUCUUCAUCCAGUGAUUCUCAAUAGUUAUAAAAAUAAAAAAUAAAUACAAAUUAAAAA